Pocillopora damicornis (cauliflower coral) is the source of this 501-nucleotide messenger RNA. RefSeq lists its product as uncharacterized. The record is from RefSeq and is a predicted model, not a curated record. Lineage: Eukaryota; Metazoa; Cnidaria; Anthozoa; Scleractinia; Pocilloporidae.
AUGUUAUUCGGAGUACCGUUGUCUCUUUUGGGACAUGAUGAUGGGACAUCUCCUCCAGGAGGAACACCGGUUUUGAAGCAAAAGUUCACCUUUCCAUCCAAGACUUUCAAACAAAGUCUUUUAUCAAUAGACGAAUACUUUUAUCUCACUGCGCCUAAGGUUGGAACAUUCGCGGCAUUCGACGACUUCGAAUGCAUCUUUUCAUGCCUGAGGAAUCCUUCAUGCUGGUCGAUAAACUUGGCGGUGGCAAAGAAACGCGAUGCAAAGAUUUGGUGUGAGUUGCUGUCUUCUCAUAAGCAUAGAUUUCCUGAGGAAUUCAGAGAAAAUAGCACUUCGCAUCACAUUUCCAUUAUGUCUCCAUGUUUUUCCUCCCCAUGCCAUAACGGUGGUAGCUGUGUGACAAGCCACAGAGAUCACUCGUUUGAAUGUGUAUGUAAAAAUAGCUUUUUCGGAGAAUAUUGUGAGAAAGGGCUCAAAGGUUUGCUGAGAGCCUUCGGAUGA